Molecule: messenger RNA, 1234 nt
Organism: Spea bombifrons (plains spadefoot toad)
Lineage: Eukaryota; Metazoa; Chordata; Amphibia; Anura; Pelobatidae
Gene: RAD1
Product: RAD1 checkpoint DNA exonuclease
Exons: 5
Coding region: 32-877 (281 amino acids)
Biological process (GO): DNA damage checkpoint signaling; DNA repair
Cellular component (GO): checkpoint clamp complex; nucleus
Molecular function (GO): 3'-5' exonuclease activity
Source: RefSeq, a predicted model, not a curated record
UUUCUAUUUUGUUUCUGCGCAGGUCCAUAAUAUGUCGUUCCUGAGUCAGCCGGAUGCAGACGAUGAACAGUAUGUAUUAACCUGCAGCUUGGACAACGUCCGCAACCUCUCCAAUAUCCUGAAAGCCAUUCACUUCAAGGACCAUGCUGCCUGCUUUGCUACCAGCAAUGGACUCAAGGUCACCGUUGAAAAUUCAAAGUGUCUUCAAGCAAAUGCUUUUAUUCAGGCUGGGAUCUUUCAAGAAUUCAACGUAAGUGAGGAGUCUGUAGUGUUUCGGAUAAAUCUCACUGUCCUCUUGGACUGUUUGACCAUUUUUGGUGCCAGCUCUGGUCCAGCUAUUUCAACUGCCUUGAAGAUGUGCUACAAGGGGUACGGCUACCCGCUCACCCUAUUUCUAGAAGAAGGAGGAGUGGUGACAGUAUGUAAAAUCCAGACCCAGGAGCCCGAGGAGACGCUGGAUUUCGACUUCUCCAGCACUAAUGUCGUCAAUAAAAUCAUUCUGCAGUCAGAAGGGCUGAGAGAAGCGUUUUCCGAACUGGACAUGACCAGCGACUUUCUACAAAUCACUAUGUCACCAGACAAGCCGUACUUUAGAUUGUCUACGUUUGGGAGCGCAGGCAGCGCUCAUCUCGACUAUCCCAAAGAUUCAGAUCUGAUAGAGGCUUUCCAGUGCAGUCAGACUCAGACAAACAGGUAUAAAAUCUCGCUGAUAAAGCCAUCUACAAAGGCUCUCGCUUUAUCCUGUAAAGUAUCCAUCCGAACAGACAACAGAGGCUUUCUAUCCCUUCAGUACAUGAUCAGGAAUGAAGACGGACAGAUUUGCUUUGUAGAAUAUUACUGCUGCCCAGAUGAAGACAUGGAUGGAGCGGAAUCCUAGGCUCUAGUCAGACAUCUCAUUUUCAGUUCUUCGUGUCCCCUCUGUGAUUGGGGGGCACUUCUCUCCCUCCUGUGGAAUGGACCCAGUUGCAGCUCAGAGGGUCUCGUGGGCACGCCAGGCUCACCUGAUGCCAGUAGAGACGGGUUCCAACAGCCAAAUUGCAGAUUUCAACUAAGGCGCCUCUGAUCCAUUUCUGAUUAUUGAAGAGUAUUUUUCAAUGUGAUUCUAUUCCUCACGCCGGAAAAGGGAUUAACCCUUUUAUAAGCAUCUUAUAUUCCUGAUAUUCAGGGAAACUGUUCCUAAAUGACUUUAAUAAGGUUGAAAAAGUGCCUGACCUUUUUGAACUCUGUUAUAAAU